Mobula hypostoma (lesser devil ray) is the source of this 3491-nucleotide messenger RNA. RefSeq names its product MINDY lysine 48 deubiquitinase 3 (gene mindy3). The record is from RefSeq and is a predicted model, not a curated record. The coding region runs from base 143 to 1480 and encodes 445 amino acids. The transcript has 15 exons. NCBI's taxonomy places the organism in Eukaryota, Metazoa, Chordata, Chondrichthyes, Myliobatiformes, Myliobatidae. Gene Ontology annotation, biological process: protein K48-linked deubiquitination. Gene Ontology annotation, molecular function: cysteine-type deubiquitinase activity; K48-linked deubiquitinase activity.
UUGCGCCAGGAGGAGGGUCAGGAUGUGGCGGCGCCCCUGAGAUAUUGGCGGCGCAGAGCUGAGCAGGGGAAGCUGAAUUGAUAGAUUCAGCGGCAACCGAUUCAACACGGUUCGCGCCUGAGCGGUCGGCUCCGGCUGGGAGAUGUACAACGUUGAGCUGGCCGAGCUAGUGUGGGGCAGGCGCCCGAGCGGCGGCCUCUCCGAUUCCGUCUUCCGCAGAUGGACCCAAGGCUUCGUUUUAAGUCAAUCAGAAGCAACAGCCUUGGAACAGUUUGAAGGUGGACCCUGUGCAGUGAUAGCACCUGUUCAGGCUUACCUUUUAAAGAAUAUUAUGUUUCAUUCUGAAAAACCAAACUGGCGAAAUUGCACAGAAGAAGAGCUUAAGCAUCUUUUCUGCCUCACUCUGACUGAGAUUCUAGAAACUGCUAGAUUAAACAACUCCAGUCCUUACUGUUUGGUAAUGUGGGCAAGAGGAAAAACAUCAGAAGAACAUGCCAGUAUUUCUGAAAAUCAACCAGAGUCCAGUCAAGGGACUGAAGAGGAUCAGCUCUCUGCCUUGGCUGCAGAGGAGCUUGGCUCUGAGCGAUUUCAUACACUGAUUCAAAAGCGGACAUUUGAAAGUGUGACAGAAUUGAAGGAGGCAGUUUUAAAUCAGUAUUCAACCUGGAAGAAUCGAUUUGGAGUCUUGCUUUUUCUUUAUUCUGUCAUUUUAACAAAGGGUAUUGCAAACAUUAGAAAUGAAAUUGAAGAUGCAGCUGAACCUUUAAUAGAUCCUGUAUAUGGUCAUGGAAGCCAAAGCCUAAUCAAUUUAUUACUGACUGGAUAUGCAGUUCUGAAUGUAUGGGAUGGAGACAGAGAGUGUUCUGGAAUGAAACUGCAUGGUAUAAGGAAUCAAGCUACUAUAGGCUUCCUGACACUAAUGGAGUCCUUGCGUUAUUGCAAGGUAGGAACAUUCCUGAAGUCACCAAAAUUUCCCAUUUGGAUACUUGGCAGUGAAACUCAUCUAACUGUAUUCUUUGCGAAGGAAAUGUCCUUAGUUGCCCCAGAAACUCCUUGGGAACAAGCUAGAAGAGUAUUCCAAACAUAUGAUCCUGAAGAUAAUGGAUUUAUACCAGACACACUGCUGGAAGAUGUGAUGAGAGCCUUGGAUCUGGUGUCAGAACCUGAAUAUGUGAAUAUUAUGAAGAAUAAAUUAGACCCAGAAGGACUAGGUAUCAUUUUAUUGGGAACAUUUCUACAAGAAUUUUUUCCUGAGCAGGAAUCUACUAUUCCAGAAUCGUUUACUGUUUAUCACUACAAUGGAUUGAAGCAGUCCAACCACAAUGAAAAGGUUAUGUAUGUCGAGGGAACUGCUGUUGUUAUGGGCUUUGAGGAUCCAAUGGUGCGAACUGAUGACACUCCAAUCAAGCGCUGUCUGCAAACAAAAUGGCCAUAUAUCGAACUCAUGUGGAAUACAGACCGGUCACCUUCCUUAAACUAGUUCCAGAAAAUCUAAAACCAAACAAAAUUCCAAAUAUUAUAAGCUGUACUGCUUUUGAAAUCUAUACACAAUUGCUGCUAACUGGAAUGUAGUGUCCAUGAAAUCAGAAAAGAAACUGUAAACCUUAAUUAUUCUACUAUUUACUAUUGAUCACAAAGGUCCAAGUCACUGUCCUUCACUGCUAAUCAAAAGUUUAUCCAAGGAAACAGAUUACAUGGUAUCAGCUUGACUGUGUCAGAAAGAAUUGUUUCCUUUUAAUCCUGGAGAUGUAAUUCUACAAUUCUUUAAAAUAAUGAUUUAUAAGGAGUACAAUGCAAGUUUGGGACCUGAAAUUCGGUGUCCUGAUUAUGCCACAAAAAUUACAGUGGAGCAGGUCUCCUGGCUGAUGAGAGCCAAAGCUGAUGAUCCCAGCAGGAUUCAAGAGGCACUAAUGGAUAGAAGCAAAAUUCCAAAACAAAAAUAAAAUGUAUUCCUCCAAAGGUUAAAGAUUUUUUUUAUGAACUUGAGAUAAUUAAUUAAGUACUGUAAGCAUCCAUGACAUUUGGAAAGCCCAAUAACUGACACAAGAGAUAAUAAUUGAACAUAAGAGAUGGCAAUGGCUGGAAUUUUUUGGCUGAACAAUGGGAAUGCCCUCAGAUAUGCCAUCAAAAAAGUGAUUUUAAGUAGGGAUGGUAGAUGAAAUUUUUGCCCAUCGAUUCCUGGCUCUACCACAUCACCAUCACCACUGUUGAAUUUAUGUCAGAUUCAAAAUAGUGGCAGCUCAGUAAAACCAGAUUUAGUCCCAAAACUAGUGAAUUUGAAUCAAGGUCAAAAUAUUUACUCCCGUUAUAACUAGGGUGUUCUCCAGAAUAUUCUUAGUGAGGGUAUGUUUUCAAGGCAAUUUUAUACCUAAAGGAUCGCUUUUCACAGCCCAGUAAUACAAUUCAUUCAUUUGGAUAUUUUGCCUUAUGUUGCCAUAGUACCACCACAGAUGAUGUCCCUCAAGAAUAAUUCAUUCAAUCUAGUGUAUAUUUAGUCAAUAUUGUAAAGCUCAAUUCAUUGUUGGAUUUAUGCUCAUUACAUUCCAACUCAUAGAGUAUGAUAAGAUCCCAUUUUGUGAUGUAAGUGGAGUACAUCUGCUUUCCAUAAUUGGCAAGGAUUAGUACAAAAUUGCAUGUUCUGGGUCGUAGGUGUAAUUGAGGAGGUAGGACCAAAUUAUACUGAAAGUAUACCCCUUUCACCAUCCCCACCCCGCUCUCUAAUUGCCCUAUAAGAUUUUUAACUUUAUUAUAAACAGGAUUGACAGCACCCUGUAUAAUUGGGUUUAGUCAAGUUUAUUUAUCUUCGGCAUCCCGCAAACUUAACCAGUGACAGUGGCUAAAAGCUUUAUCUUUUACAGUGAUUUAUUGUUAAAAACAAAUGAAUGGAUAUGUUGGGAGAGCCAUUUGCUUAACUUUACAUUGCUUUGUGAUGCAUUGCAAUGUGCUUUUAACCACCAGCUGUAACACUGGGUAUAUGGCUCUCUAUAACAUACUGAAAUUUGUAGUUUACAUUUUUGAAAUGUACCGCAGUGGAAGCCAUAUGAAGAUGAAAUAUAAAUGCAGAUUGUGGCUAAUUACAUGAUACAUUCUAAAUCUAUUCAGUGAUUAACACAACGCAUCUCUGAGGUUAUCAAGCUCUGUUGUUACAUAAUCUUGCCAAGAUUAAUUUUUUGUGUCAAAAUUACACUGUUUGCCAGUGUUCAUGUGUAUUUAAACUUGCUUGUUGUUAAAUUGCAUGAGAAAUGAACAAUUUAUUGCCCAUAAAACACUAGAGUUCUCUUAUUUAUUAUGAUUUGAGAGUUGGCCUAAAAUAAAAAUACAGUUGAAAAAUGUUUUGAUUUAUUUUCUUAAUGCACUGGGAAACUAGUUUUAUGACUGUUUUAUUACUUGUUUCUAGGCUGAACAAAGGCAUUGUAAAGUUACUUUUCAUCGAUUACUAAUUUUCCAAAAUAGUAAUUUUAUCUGUAAAGGAUAUCUUUAGCAAUAAAUGG